Molecule: messenger RNA, 1629 nt
Organism: Fusarium pseudograminearum CS3096
Lineage: Eukaryota; Fungi; Ascomycota; Sordariomycetes; Hypocreales; Nectriaceae
Exons: 5
Coding region: 1-1629 (542 amino acids)
Biological process (GO): lipid modification; glycerophospholipid biosynthetic process
Cellular component (GO): membrane; endoplasmic reticulum
Molecular function (GO): 1-acylglycerol-3-phosphate O-acyltransferase activity; 1-acylglycerophosphocholine O-acyltransferase activity
Source: RefSeq, a predicted model, not a curated record
AUGCUGUACUUUCUACAUAGGCCUUUUGUGGCCCUUGCUAGUACUGUUGGUGCUGCUCCAGACGAUCUCAAGCUCGUUACCUCAUUUUUGAUAUCCUUUCCCCUUGCGGCCCUUCUUAAAAGAAUUCCCGAUUCUAAGCCACAACUCAAGAACCUUUUUAGCAUCGGUGUAUCCCUCUUCUACCUCGUUGGCCUGUUUGACCUUUGGGAUGGCGCUCGAACUCUCCUCAUCAGUGCAGGCGGCACAUACUGCAUCGCCAAAUACCUCCGAACGAGCCCAUAUAUGCCAUGGAUAGGCUUCGCUUUCGUCAUGGGCCACAUGUCCAUUAGCCACAUCGCCCGUCAAUCAGUCAACGACCCAUCGAGUGCCGACGUUACAGGUGCCCAGAUGGUGCUUCUCAUGAAGCUGAGCGCGUUUUGUUGGAACGUUGCUGAUGGCCAGCUCCCAGAGGAGCACCUAUCUGACUUUCAGAAGAGGAACAUGCUUAAGGAGCUGCCUCCUGUAUUGGACUAUGCUGGCUGGGUGCUGUUCUUCCCUGCGCUCUUUGCCGGUCCUUCUUUCGAUUUCGUCGACUAUCGCAAGUGGCUCGACACGACCCUCUUUGACGCACCAAACGUCGACCCCUCGAAGAAGGCUCCCGUCAGGAAGAAGCGAAAGAUUCCUCGAAGCGGUACUCCUGCGGCUUGGAAAGCCGCAAGCGGCCUCUUCCUCAUCGCCAUGUUCAUGGGUCUUGGUGGUUCAUACUACCCUACAUUGCUCACUGUCGACACUUUCAUGAACUACGGUUUCCUCCGCCGUAUCUGGAUCAUGCACAUGGUUAGUUUCACCGCACGACUCAAGUACUACGGCGUUUGGUACCUUACGGAAGGCGCUUGUAUCCUCACGGGAAUGGGUUACAAUGGUGUUGACCCUGCCACGGGCAAGGUCUUCUGGAACCGUUUGCAAAACAUUGAUCCCUGGGCUGUCGAGACAGCGCAGAACCCGCGUGGAUACCUUGGAGGAUGGAACAUCAACACGAGCAACUGGCUGAGGAAUUACGUCUAUUUGCGGGUUACGCCCCGAGGCAAGAAGCCCGGCUUCCGUGCUAGUCUGAUGACCUUUGGCACCAGUGCUCUGUGGCACGGAUUCUACCCUGGAUACUAUCUCAGUUUUGUUCUCGCAAGCUUGAUUCAAGACUCCGCGAAGCACUUCCGUCGUCAUGUUCGACCCUUCUUCCUUGAUCCUAUUUCUGGCAACCCCUCGCCCAAGAAGAAAUACUACGACAUCGCAUCCUACUUCGUCACACAGCUCACCUUUACCUUUGCAACAGCUCCGUUCCUCGUCCUUACAUUCCAGGGCUCAUUGCUUGCGUGGUCCCGUGUUUACUUUUAUGCGGUUGUUUGGACUGUUGCCUCCCUCGUCUUCUUCUAUGCUCCUCCCAGUAAAGCCUUUCUCAAAACACAACUUGAGAAGCGCCAAGGCCGUGCUAAUGCCAAGCUCAAGCACUCCAUCUCAACGGAUAGUUUGACUGGCAAGGAUCCUAUACUGGGCAUUUCCAAGGACCCCGAGGAGGAUGUCCAUGAGGCUGUAGUGGAACUUAGGGCAGAGAUGGAGAUGAGGCGGAGAAUGGGUCUGCCCAUACCGAAAUAG